AUGAGUCAGUUUUGAAUGUCAAUCUUCUUCUCUAUCUUCUUCUCAAACUGAAGCAUUCUGAAUCAUCAAAAUGUCCAAUUUUUGUAUUGUACAGUAUGUUUUCUCUUCUUUCUCCGCGGUAUCACGAGCAAUGUUUGGCAAUAGGGGGCUGUGUCCUCCCCCGUCCCGCUCUCCCUCCUCGCCUCUCCCUCCUGUUCCUUCAAGUACUCUCGGCAGCGCAGCGGUCGCGUCGCGGUCCUACUCGCACGUUACUCGAACAUCCCCUCCCUGUGCGGUUCGGUUCUUUUGCCUAGUGGGAAGUUUUUUAGUCGUGAAGCUGUCACGAAAAUUUCACUUUUCAGAAAACGUUUCAACGAUUUUCCCGGACAGUUUAACUUGAAGUUUCGUCUUUGAGCAAAUUUAGUAGAAUAACAGUGGAAAAUCGUGUUUUUUUCAGGACGACGAUUCCCAACUACACGAAUUUCUCCGUCGACCCAGCUGGUAUUAAGCGUAAAGGGUAUGUGAACGGAAAGUUCGAUAACGCUUUUAGAAAUGUAAAAAUCAUAAAACAGAACAUAAUUCUUCACACGAGAACAGUUGAACAAAUAAAAUAAACAUUUGAGUUUGCUGAUAAGUGGAACAAAAAAGUGUGACUCGUAUUUUGCAGUUCCUCUGUUUAGCCGAACUUCAAUUUCUAUUAAAAAUUGGAAAAUAUACAUUUUCAAUAUACAAAUCCCAAUGAUUUUCAGCCAUCUGUCAACAAUCAACCAUGGCCCUCCUUCGACCUCAUUAUUUUGAACCAGGCAAGUCGUUCUUUAUUUGACACUAAAACAAGUUUUACCAUGACCCCAAUGACAAAAGAUUGUCGGAGACAACGAUUGGGUGUAAAAAUAAGGAAUGUAUAUAUGAUAAUGUAAAAAUUGUAAACGUAACAAGAGUGGUAGUAAUAGCAGUAGUAGUAUUUGUCGGGACUGAACACAUUGUCAAGGUUAGAUUAUCAGUCUUUGGCCAUUUUUCGUCAUUGUACCCGUGUUCUGCCAGUUUUCUAUUGUUCCUUCUGCUGUUUCUUCUCAGUAAUCCAACCAACUCACCGUAAAACAGAAAACAAAAUCUGCUCAAGCUAUUAUGUUUUGUAUAGUAACAUCUAUAUGUGUACAUUAUUUAUUUACAGUCGGCCAAAACAUUAGUGUAGUCUACUCCCUUGAUAAUAUCUAGGUAAUAACAAUAACAACAUGUAAAGUGAGUAGCUAUAUGUACAUUUGUUUGUAUUAUAUAAAUAUAUUUCAUUUGAAAACGGAAGAUUGUGUGUGUGCUCUUUAUUUAUCUCACGGACAGACAUGUAUGGUCUUGAGAAGUGUCUGAUCUAUGAUUUCGUGAAUAAGAGCUUGUUCGCAUUGUCCUACAUUAGCGAUCGAUUUGAAAUCCGCCAAUAAGAUGCACAAACUUAUUCGAAAAAUAAUACAAAAACUUUGCAACUGCUUUUGAGUAACAUAAAUUAUUUCAACUUUCUGCUGAUCCGAAACAUGUAGAGAUCUUGUUCAGUGUCAAAAUCAGCAAUUUGCAAGUUUACCCAUUACACUCUUUAUCUCCUUCGGAUGUGCUGAUCAAUCCAGUUAUAAUCAAAAUACACUUUUCCAUAACUUUGCGUCUAGACCGCUCAAAAAUGUUCAAAAGCAAAGUUUUUGAGAAGAUUUCGGAUAUUUGUAGUUUUUCUAUUUGCGUGUUGUAAUAGUGAUAGUUUCUCCCAGUUACACAAUUGCUGAGAAGAUAGAGAUGGAAACACCUUCUAGGCUGCCAUAAUACUAAACUAUAGUUCAAAAAUGUGUUUUCCUGACAGCCCUCUAUUACGUACGUACAUUAAACGUAUUUGUAGAUAUCUGACUCUUUGAACCUGAAAAACAGAGAUUAUGAUCGAAAUCCCUCAUUUUUGGAGCAAACCAUCAUGAUUUCGACUCAUGUGACUGACUUAUGGCCAUAAUUUUCAGAAACUCAGUUUAGAAUCUUUGAAAUGCGCGAAUGGUAGAGAACAAAGAGGAGAAAGCGAUGAUCAGGAAGAAGACCGUCUGUUGUUGUCAAACAAGUAUUACUAUAAACUUUUUGCACGUCUUCUUCUUCUUCUUCUUUUUUUCUCGUCCUUACUACUUUACCACACGCGCACCUAUUGUCCCGUCGUUUUCUCGUUUACUCUUUACACUCUUUAUCUCCUUCUUCUUCUUCUUCUUCGUCUUUUUGUUUCUCUUUUCAUCGAGAUCGGGUCUUCGCAUGUGUUUGGGGGUGGGGGGUGCCUGUAGUAGACGCGCCUUGCGCGCAACAAUCGUAGACAGACACGGCGACGAAAAGUAAACUCUCGGCUUCACUUUGCCGGGGCGCCGCAAUCUUUUUCGUGCGUGUUGCGUCACCAGAAACUUGUCCUGGUCUCCUGCACAGACGACUGCACCGCACCCCUAUCGUCCUUAUUUCUUCCGGAAAAAAAAGGAGAGGACUCCAAUCGUUCUGUUUUUUUUCUCUGAAAUAUUGCUACUAGACCUACCUAUUCAAACUGGCGAACGAUUACAGUUAUAUGCUGUUUGUUCCCGGUAAAGGGCUUUGUGAGUCUUUUCUUACGAAUUUUAACGCAAAACUUUCAAGUUUUAAAAAAAGGAGAUAGAAUCAGUUUGGUUCGGUUUUUCGCUUUCAUCAUAACGUUAUCGUCUUCCAACACCACUUUCACUACCCCCUAUCCACUUUCGCUUUCAGAAAAAAGAACAGAAAGCGAGUGUUUUUGCGGCUUUCCUUUUGAAAAGUGCACGUGAUCUAGAUUUGUAUUCGUCGCCGUCAUCGCCACCGUAGUCCGCCGCCGUCGGCGUUGGCCUCGAAUUGCAUUUUAAUCGUCCCCUCCCAGACUGCCGCCACCAGCCGCCACUGCAGAACAGACAGAAUUCAAAUAUUCUGGUCGGUUCGGCUUUUCGACAAGCUUCUCGUUUUUUCACUUGUAAAUGUAUAUAGUUCAUUUCUGAAUCUGCACCAAUUUGCACUGUAUCCAAAAAACGUUGAUUGUGACAUACCACAGACAAGGUUCUUUGUCCUCCCCCAUUCCCCCAUCCUCCUACUCCGGUUCUUUUCUAUUGAACGGUUUGAACAAAAGCUGUUAGGGGGUGAAGAGAUCAAUUGUAUUGAAAGUACUUUUGAGACGAGUGGGAGGUGGGGAGGGGCGCAAGAGGUUAAACUUGACUGUAAUGUUUAGCAACUUACUGUACAUUCAUUUGGUAUCUGUUUGUACCAACUGUAGUGUUCUGUGCGUCUCAAAAUUGAAAACAGCAGAAGCAGAACUCUUCUUUUCAAGUCAUAUUUUUAUUCUUGUAUUUCACGUAAAAUAAGUUACAUAUAUCAGCUGACAGUCGGAGGUGUCCAUUUUGCAACCAACUGAUUCAUCUAAAUUUCAGAUGUUGCAGUUUACCGUCUUUUAUGCAAUGAUCAGGCUUUUCUGCACAAUUUUGAAGAUAAAAAUAAGUAUUUUAAGAAAAAAAUCGUUCAUUGGUAGAUUAAAAAACAGAUCAGAGCACAUUGUCGUCAAAAGUCAUGGGCAAACAGAACAGCAGUACGCUAGACUGCUCAUGAAUGUGCACUUUUAAAUAUUUAGUCAGACCAGAAAUCGUCGGCGGUUCUAUCCAUCUAUCUAUGUGCUGCCUGUCUAGGACUAAGCCCAGGACACGCUGAUUUGUUUGAACAACCUUUUCGGUCGCACCCAUGUUUCUCCCCCCCCACCGUCUGAUAUCGUCUUUCGUUUUACGUUGUUCUCUUUCUCUGUCUAUUUGACAAAAGCGCGUCAUGAUAGGCGUAGACUUGCACUUUUGCUCUGGAGGGGGAAUGGGGGGAGAGAAGGGUGCAGUGGAUUUAGUGCCAGAUAAUAUUACGGCGCUACAUUUCCGCGCGCACGCACACUCUCAUCUUUUCAUCAUUUUGAAUUGAAAUUUUUGCGCCUCGCCCCCUGUGUCCUCCCUGUACCCUCACGGCCACCCCACACCCGCUUUCGACCGGUUCUUAAAACGGCGCCGCGCGGCGGCCCCCAUGUCCUCAGUCUCACCGCGUCCGUCUGGCCCCCGCCACCAGUCUGGUCUCUCCUGCUUUCUCACGCUGUGUGUGUGUGUGUGUGUGUGUGUUAGUGUUAGAAUGAAAAGGAAAGUGCAAGAGAAAGAGAAUAAAAGAAAGAGAAAGGCAGGGAGGGGGAGAAUGAGGGAGAGUUUCUGUUCUGCACUCGGUGUGGCCCCGCGGACGGUGACGGAGGCGCUGCUGCGCGUCGGCAGGCGCUUUCGCUCCCCUCCGCGCGCACCCGAGGCGAGCGCAAGCGCUCUGUCUGUCAGCGCUGGCGGAGGGGGACUUUCUUCUUUUCUUGCCCCUCACCCUCACCACAACGCUAUACAACACUGCAGACUGAGACAGGCCAGUGUAGCGCAGCACAACGCAAAACGACGCACUGCCGCCGCAAGCAACAACCCUCCUCGCUUUUCCAUCUUUCCCCAUUCUAUUUCACUUUCCAAACAGUUUCUUGUACGAUUGCACUUUCGUUUCUCUCAUCCUACUCUCUUUGCCCGGGUGGGGUUAAAUCGUUCAAUUUUUCUUGCAGUCCUAGACCUUGUACUAUCCCUCUACCAUUCAGCAUGCACCGUCAGCUCUACAAACAAAAUUUUUUUUUGUUAAUUUUUUUUACUACUAAUUGGAUUUGUUGCACAAAAACAAAAACCGACAAAGACCAAACCUGUAUAGACUCGACCUUUACCGUUCCCUUUGUCUUUCCCGCGCUCUUUCAACAUUUUCAAUUUUGUAUUACGCAUAAAAAUGAGUAAGAACCUUUCACACGCAUACCUCCCGCCUGCCUACCUCCCAUUUUCUGAAGGUCGUUCACUCAAAGCGCAACGCUGCACGACGCGAAGCAAAAGCUUCGAAUGAACGCCUUACCUGAAACACGUUUUUUUGGAGGGCGCCGUGCGUUUCGUUCGUAUCGGCGUCGAUGCCGACGCAAGGUUAGAUUGCACACGUCAGAUGUAAGAACAAAGCACUUUUGUAUGGGAGGCCAUUUGCGCACUUGGCACGAAAAUCUGGUUCCUCGCCCUCUCUCUUUCUUUCUGUCUCUCUGUCUCUCUCUGUCUCUCUCUUUUUCUACGACGCAUUAGAAAGAGAAGCGCGCAAAACUCUCUCCCUGCGUUUAUCUUCGUCUAUCUCGUUCUUCUUGUAUGUCUUCUGUUCUAAACAGGAGUAUGAGAGGCGUCAGGUUUAGAACUGAACACUUUCUGAUGUUAUACCUUCACUUUUUAUACCGUCUCUAUUGUUAAAUUUUCUUUGCUACUCGUGAUUCUCGUAAAGCUGUGUAUUUCAUUCUGAUUUAUAGCUGGAGGGUGUCUGUCCCGAUUGUGCGGAGAGGUGUAUGGCGACGAUGUCAAAUGAUGCCGCUGCAAAUUGGCACACACCUAUGGACACUGACGCCGCACCGAAUGGUGAAGUGGCGGUGAUCCGCCCUCCUCCAGUCUCAACUGAACUAUCAUCAACAAUUGCCGGUCAUCCAGAAGGCACCGGAAAAAUCCAUUCGCCACUAAUUCUGGGCGGACAACAUCAUCAUUCGCAACUGACACGUCCGCCGCCCCCUCCACUCCAGCACUUUCCCCUCCAACAACUCCAACAGCCAGUCGAGCAGGCGUUGUUUGCCGCCGCCGCGCCAUCUGGAUUCAACUGGCCGCCAAUAGAUGCGAACGCGAUUGCUGCGUUAGCUCAGGCGCAGCUUGCGUCAUCCCACGCCCAGUUCGUAUCACUGGCGCUCACACUAGAUCCCACUUUGUUGUCCCAUUUCUUGGCAACACAACAAAUUCCGCCGAUUCCGCAGCCAUUAGUGCACAAUCAAGGUGAUUUGAAAGUCAGAACAAGCUAAAGAGGGAAGGAAAAGGGAGGAAGGGGGGAAGAUGGGGGAGGGGAAGACUAGGAAAACUUGAUUUUAAUCGAACUAUUGUCGCCGCGCCAUCUCUUCGCGCGGAUAUUAUAAGAAGAACGGAGGGAUGAGAAGACAGUAAAACGACGAAUACCUUCGGCGUUGCCGUCAAUGUCAGACCAGGUGGCCUAGAAAAAACACACUUUAUUUGCGUCACUACAGCCUUGCUAGUUACUCAAACACUUACCAAUCUAGAGAAAAAUGUUGUAGCCCAAAAAAUACCAAAAAGCAUAACAAUCAAAAUUAAUAUCAAUUUUUUUCAGCCGAGAUGGAACUACGAGUGGGCAAUCGUUAUCGUCUUGGCCGGAAGAUUGGAAGUGGCUCGUUCGGAGACAUCUACUUGGGUCAAAACGUUCAAACCAGGGAAGAAGUGGCUGUGAAGUUGGAGUGUGUCAAGUCCAAACAUCCUCAACUUCAUAUUGAAUCUCGUCUCUACCGGAUCAUGCUUGGCGGCAUCGGAAUACCAGAGGUCCGUUGGUGCGGUCUGGAAGGAGACUACAAUGUGAUGGUCAUGGAACUGCUCGGCCCAUCGCUUGAGGAUCUUUUCAACUUUUGUCAACGCAAAUUCUCCUUGAAAACGGUUCUUCUUCUCGCUGAUCAAAUGUUGUCGCGUGUGGAGUUUAUCCAUCUUCGUGAUUACAUUCAUCGAGACAUUAAGCCGGAUAAUUUCUUGAUGGGUCUCGGAAAACGCGGAAAUAUGGUCUAUGUAAGUUUGCGCUAAGGGAUUCUCUGUAAAAUAAAGUUUAAUUUUGUAGAUUAUUGAUUUCGGGUUGGCCAAACGUUAUCGUGAUACCAAAGCUUCACAUAUCGGGUACAGAGAAAACAAGAACUUGACUGGAACUGCCAGAUACGCGAGUAUCAACACUCAUCGUGGAAUCGGUGCGUUUAGAACGAAAUUUUUCUACAUGAAAAACGUUUUGAAACAAAGAUGUUGAAAUUACAGCCGCUCUUAAUUUCUCCCGUCGUUGCAGUUUUUGUGAGAAAGUCUAUUCAUUUUUCCGCGGUUUUUUUUUGUGUAUUACAGACUUCAAAUUGUUGCCGCUACGAGAGAAAUAGUAGUUCUGUUAGAAAUAGUAUGAAGGAAGGCUAGUUCGUCUUGAAACGUUGUGGUUUCUAUGUAGUAGCUACAAGAUUAGUUGCAAACGUUCAUUUUUGUUGCAAAAUGCACCCUCGUCCAUCCCUUUCUAAAUACUUCAAUUUUCAGAACAAUCAAGAAGAGACGACAUCGAGUCUCUCGGCUACGUUUUCAUGUACUUCAACCGGGGAACGCUACCAUGGCAAGGAUUGAAGGCAGUCACAAAACGCCAAAAAUACGAGCUAAUCUCCGAGAAAAAGUGUUCAACACGAGUAGAAGAUUUAUGUUCCGGAUAUCCAGAAGCAUUUGCGCAAUAUUUAAAUUAUUGUCGUAGUUUAGGAUUCGAAGAAGCACCUGAUUAUGGUCAUUUACGAAAUUUAUUCCGGACACUUUUUCAUCGUCAAGGAUUUUUAUAUGAUUAUGUAUUUGAUUGGAACACAUACAAGUGAGUACACUUUUUCGCUUUUGCUCAUUAUAAAGUUUUAAUUGAAACUGGAGUGAUACUUAUCAGAAAAGCAGAAGAAGACUCUUCCAGAUUUGAAGUACUGCCAUUUUAACUCAUCCUCUGACAAAAAGGUCAAACAUGCUGUUGUGAUGUGCUUCUUAUUCAUUUCGUUUCCAUUCAUAAUAAUCCAGCUUUUGUCUAUUUAAUUUUUAAUCAAUCUAAAGCUAAUGUUGUGUUUGUGAUGUUUGUCAUAAACUAGAGAGAAACCACGUAGAAACGCUUAUCAGUAACCAAAAUGAGUUGUUAAAAACGGUAUUAAUGGCUGACAUGCUCUGUGUUUAUUUGCAGAUUCCGACGGAAUUGACGAAGAUGAAUAA
Messenger RNA from Caenorhabditis sp. 36 PRJEB53466, 7832 nucleotides. The record is from the annotation of a GenBank genome assembly. NCBI's taxonomy places the organism in Eukaryota, Metazoa, Nematoda, Chromadorea, Rhabditida, Rhabditidae.